This is a messenger RNA of Thunnus maccoyii (southern bluefin tuna), 3238 nucleotides long. RefSeq names its product prospero homeobox 2 (gene prox2). The transcript has 5 exons. Gene Ontology annotation, molecular function: RNA polymerase II cis-regulatory region sequence-specific DNA binding; DNA-binding transcription factor activity, RNA polymerase II-specific. NCBI's taxonomy places the organism in Eukaryota, Metazoa, Chordata, Actinopteri, Scombriformes, Scombridae. Gene Ontology annotation, biological process: regulation of transcription by RNA polymerase II. The coding region runs from base 522 to 2537 and encodes 671 amino acids. The record is from RefSeq and is a predicted model, not a curated record. Gene Ontology annotation, cellular component: nucleus.
AUUUUCACUCCUUUCUACUUUGUUUAUAUAUGAUGUGUCUAUGUGCUUUCUAGUUUCUAUUAGAGACAAUAAAAUGAGGAAGAAAAGCAACAUGUGCAUCUUGUAUGCAUGCUCACCGACUUCUUGUUUCCCAGUUAUAGAUGCAAAAAUGUUAAUUGAUGCAUGCACUUAUGAUGCAUAUUUCCAAAUUUCCCGUUGCGUCAUGACUUUUUGUAAUUCAGAUGCGGGCUUCAAAUCUACCAUUCAACUACUGUCAGUAAGCUGCCCCUACAACACCUUACCAAUACUUUCCCCCUGUUGACAUUAUGUGGGUGAUGUGUUCAUGGCCACCUCAUUGCUUUUGCGUGGCCACGCCCCAGCCUGGUUGGAUGCAUCGACUCUCCUGCACUGAUACUGUUCAACUCACAGUGUACGCAGGCCACCAGCUCGGCAACACGUCCCAGCGCAACAGAUUCUUUCGUUUCACAUAACUGAUUUUGAAACGUGUGUAGCCGAAGCCUUUACCAGUCUUCUCAGUGAGCAUGAACCUCAGUCUUCCCGACCAGAACAUGCACAGCUCCAGCGAAGGCUGCCUAGAGGAUGACAAACCUGAUGUCAUGUUGCCAUGCUUCCGCAGAAACAUGUAUGAUGAGCCUCUGGCCUCGUACUCAAAUGGAUCCAUCAUCUCUCAACUUCUCCGCAAGACCAUCCACAACAAGAGGGCACUAGAUGAAAGCCAUUUCUUCCUUUCCAGCUCCACUGCCGCUGACUCUGGCCAGGAGGACCAGAGCAGUGUCUCCUCAAAGGACAGCACAGCAGAAGCUUCCUCCCCCGGCGGCCAUGUCUCUACAGGGUGCAGCCCAGAGGGGGAACAUCCCAUCACAGACCACCUGCAGGCAAAGAGGGCCAGAGUGGAGAACAUCAUCAGGGUCAUGGCAGGCUCCCCCAACAGCAGGCAGCACGGUGACAAUGAGAGGUCUGACACCGAAGCCAGGGAGGCCAGAGAAGCGUACAGGGAGAACAAACGCAAACAGCGGUUGCCUCAGCAUCAAGAACACAGUGUUGGAGGACCGGCAAGCAGAAGACCUGGAAGCAGCAAUAGUGAUAACUGCAACACCAAGGAUGAGGAGUGUCACAAGCUGAAAGAGCAGCUCCACAGCAUGCAAAGGCUGCUGCGUCAGCUCCAGGAAAAGUUCCUUCAAGUUUAUAACCAGGAAGAUCCUGAACACGACGACCGAGACGAGACAGCUGCAGCCAUUGAGUGUGACACCCUGGGGGAAAGCGCAGAGUCACACUACAUCAGCACUGAAGAUGAUUUUGAGAGGAAGAAUAGUAGAGUGACCUCAGAGUGUAAGGAACGAAUGAAAGUAGUUGGUUAUCUGGUGCACCAAAGAGAAAGUCAAAACCUGCAGGAAACCUUGAAGCAUGAGCUCUCCAGAGCUGUGAAUGAUUGUGUGGACAGGGUGUUCAAGAAGGUUUCGUCACCAGGACUGGAUCUGUCCCCUCAGCAGCGCAUGUGCUCAUCUCCAGAGAUGCAGAUCAGCAUGGGUGCGGACAGGAAGAGCCAGCAGUCUGGCUCCAUCCAGGAACAGCCCCAGGCUGAGGAGGCUGCAGUCAAACCCCACUCUUUGGAGUAUUAUGAAAGCUCUGAGGCCCAAAGCUCACAGGACCAGACAGAGGCGCUGUCACUGGUGGUCCGCAAACCGACAGUGACCCCUCUGGGUUCAGUCACCCCAACUGUGAAGAGGCCCUAUCCUGUGCACCAGACACCAUUUCAGUUCAGCUACAGCACCCCUCUGCACGAUAGCCAGAUCCUGGAGCACCUUCUCAAGUACGGGCCCCAUUCUAACUUUGGGGGUCUCCCUUGCAUGCCCCCAUCAAUGGACAGAACCUCCCCAGACUCAGUGGACCUGCCCUGGGACACCAUUGCGAUGAGGUCCAAAGUGACAUCCAGCCACCUCGGCCACCACCCUCGUCCCUCCGCCCUGGGGCCAGUGACGGUUGACAAUCUGUGUCUCCCUCAUGUGAAGAUCGAGUGUGGUGAACUGCAGAGCAUGGCUGAACGAAACCCCUACAUGUCUCUCAACAUCCAGGAGGGUCUCACCCCGAGCCAUCUGAAGAAGGCAAAACUCAUGUUCUUCUACACCCGCUACCCCAGCUCCAAUGUACUGAAAACCUUCUUCCCUGACGUCAAGUUCAAUCGCUGCAUCACCUCACAACUGAUCAAGUGGUUCAGUAACUUCAGAGAGUUCUACUACAUCCAGAUGGAAAAGUUUGCCCGCCAGGCCAUCGUGGACGGCAUCAGUGAUGUCAAAGAUAUUACAGUCAGCAGGGACUCAGAGCUGUUCCGGGCAUUGAACAUGCACUACAAUAAAGCCAAUGACUUCCAUGUGCCAGACAGAUUCCUGGAGGUGGCUGAAAUUACCUUGCAUGAGUUUUACAAUGCCAUCUCUGCAACCAAAGAUUCAGACCCCUCCUGGAAAAAGGCCAUAUACAAGGUGAUCUGUAAACUGGACAGCGACGUCCCAGAAGAGUUCAAGACAUCUUCCUAUUUAUAGGCUGAGGUGGAAAAAUACGACAUAAAGGUGGAUGAAUUGGUGAUAUCUGAAGUUAGUCACUCAACAGUAUUAUUUCAUCAUUUCUUGUAGUGCAUUUGAGGUGAAAUGUAGAUGUUGGAUUAUGAACUAUUUUGUAAAUCUGUAAAAACGCACACACCAUUUUAAAAGUUAAGAAACAAUCUACAGUCUGAUAUACUCUGUGUUCUACUUUUACCAAGAAGAAAAUAUUGAUGAAUAUUAAGGCUCUUGUGGUUUAUUCUAUUGUUUAGUGUUUACUUAUAUAAUCUGCCUCAACGCAUUUAGAGAAUUACUGAGUUUGUAGGUGUGUAAAAUGUUUACAAAGAUGUACUCAUUCUUUUCAGUACUAUUAAUCCAUAGUGUAGCCUGAUUUAGAUUGUUGAACUGGAAGAGUUUUCUUUUUUUUGGCAAUUACCGUCAGUAUUAGUUUGCAAAGUUUUUACAUUUCAUUUCAUAGCUGUGUGUUGUGUAAAUGUACAUGCGCCGCUGUUGUAUGUCACAUUAUGUUCUAUAAUUAUGUUGUAAACUAUUAGCUUGACAGAAUGUGCAUGUGAAAAUAAUGCAAGUGACUGUCAUGGGUUUUAUUAUCAUGUAUAAAAGUAAGGCCUUCGCUCAUGUAAAGUACAAUCAUUUUCAGAUAUUUCAGUCGCAGACACUGUACUGGAUGAUUAUUGAAAUUAAAG